Messenger RNA from Aegilops tauschii subsp. strangulata, 465 nucleotides. The record is from RefSeq and is a predicted model, not a curated record. Lineage: Eukaryota; Viridiplantae; Streptophyta; Magnoliopsida; Poales; Poaceae.
AUGCCCCUCCAGCUCCCCUGUGAGCGCCUCCCUCUCCUCCUCUCUCCCCCACCGCGUCGUGCCCGCGCCCGUCGGCGCUCUCGCGCUCCCCUGUGGUCGAGCCCCUCGCUCGCGCUCGUCCCCACCCGUCGCUGGCCGCGCCCAGUGCCCCGCAGUGCUCUCCGCCCCGCCUCCGCCCGCCGUGGCCCUCGUGCCCCGCUGCGGCAACCCCCCCGCCAUGGUCACGACCCCGCCCUGCCCCGGGCAGGCUACGGGCGCCCGUCGCCCACACCCCGCCGCGGCGCGCUCUGCCUCGCCGGCGCCGUGCCGCUGGCCGCGCCCGGGCUCGCCCCCGUCGGGCGCCUGCAACCGCGCCCGAGUCCCGUGCCCGAUCGCCCGCUGGGGCUCUCCCUGGGCCACUGCCAGGUGGGGCCCCACGCCCCUAAGCCGCUGACCCCUGGGGCCGAAACCCCCCUGGCCCGCUGA